Messenger RNA from Phaeoacremonium minimum UCRPA7, 1587 nucleotides. RefSeq lists its product as hypothetical. Gene Ontology annotation, cellular component: cytoplasm. The transcript has 3 exons. Lineage: Eukaryota; Fungi; Ascomycota; Sordariomycetes; Togniniales; Togniniaceae. The record is from RefSeq and is a predicted model, not a curated record. Bases 1 to 1587 code for a protein of 528 amino acids. Gene Ontology annotation, molecular function: zinc ion binding; nucleic acid binding.
AUGGGCGCGCAACAGUCCUCGGAGGGUUCCGCGACCGCGGGAGAUGCUGUCCCGCGCAAGACUUGCUACUACGAAGUCCUAGGUGUCGACAGCCACGCCGCCGACGAGGACAUUCGGAGAGCCUACAAAAGAAAAGCUCUUGAACUCCACCCUGACCGAAACAUCAACGAUGUCGAAAAUGCGACGAGGAAGUUUGCUGAGGUCCAAACUGCAUACGAGAUACUAUCUGAUCCGCAAGAGAGGGCCUGGUAUGACUCCCAUCGCGAUGCUGUCCUCCGUGGAGAUGUCGACGCCGAUGACGCCCCGCAGCAGCACUAUAACGUGCGCCUGACCACAACGGAGGAGAUCAUGACGCUCAUAGGGCGCUUCAACUCGAGCGUACCCUUCAAUGACACGCCUACCGGGUUCUUUGGGAGUCUCGACAUCACCUUCGGCCAGUUGGCCACCGAAGAAGCCGCCGCGUGCGACUGGCAGGGCACGGAACCCGUAGAAUACCCACCCUUUGGGUCGGCCGACGACAGCUAUGAGUCCGUGGCGCGCCCCUUCUAUAAUGCCUGGUCCAACUUUUCUACCAAGAAGUCGUUCAGCUGGAAAGACAAGUACCGACUGUCGGAUGCUCCAGAUCGCCGGGUCCGCCGCCUCAUGGAGAAGGAAAACAAAAAAUACCGUGAUGACGCCAUCCGCGACUUCAACGACGCAGUCAGGUCCCUCGUAGCCUUUGUGAAGAAGCGCGAUCCCCGAUACAUCCCCAAUACGCAAUCCGAGGCAGACCGACAGAAGAUCCUCAGGGAUUCUGCAGCCGCCCAAGCUGCCAGGUCACGGGCCGCACACCAAGAAAAGAUUGCCGAAGCCUUUGUGCCGGAUUGGGCUCAAUCUAGACAUGAUGCAGACGCCAAUGACGAAUUCGCCUCAACCGAGGAAGAGUCGGAGGUUGAGCACAUAGAGUGUGUCGUGUGUAACAAGACUUUCAAAAGUGAGAAGCAAUUUGAGGCACACGAGAAGAGCAAGAAGCAUUUAAAAGCUGUUCAAGAGCUUCGCCGACAGAUGAAGAAGGAAAACAUGGCAUUUGAUCUGGACCACCAGACUAGCCCGGGACCGGCGGACGAUGAUCCUCCUCCGGAGCCUGGGAUCAGUGGUGGCGCAAAGAGACCAGAAACAUCUGCCCCUGAAAGUAUUAUGAAUGGCAACGCUGAAACAACCGUCGACGGUUCGGGGAGCCCUUCUGAAGAAGAAUCGAUAGACGAGGACUAUGCGCCCAGAAGUGUCAUCGAAAAUCGCAUUCUCACGGCAAGUCCCGGGUCUCAAGUUGAUUCACCUGCUACAGAUGGUGAUCUUGAAUCACAUAUGGCUGAGGCCACCCUUGACGAAUUGGCGUCUGUUAAAAAGGUAGGCAAGGCAAAGGCAAAGAGGGAAAAGAAGGCUGCUAGACAGGCCGCUCAGGUGGAGGAUGCCUCGCAUACCUGUGGUAUUUGUUUGGCUCAAUUUGAGUCUAAGACCAAGCUGUUCAAGCAUAUCCGAGAGGAGGGACACGCGCAGCCCCAGGUCGUCCAGCGCAGCACCAAGGGCGGCAAAAAGUCCAAAAAAUGA